Effrenium voratum is the source of this 609-nucleotide messenger RNA. The record is from the annotation of a GenBank genome assembly. NCBI's taxonomy places the organism in Eukaryota, Dinophyceae, Suessiales, Symbiodiniaceae.
AUGGCGGACAAGGACUAUGAUAUCGUGGAGAUACGGGCUGAAGCGGCUGUUGCAGUGGCCAGUACAUUGGUCGAGAGUGUGCAAGUGGAACGCAAGCAGAAUGCGAACAAGGUCUUCAAGCAUCCCCCUCCGCCUCCUUUCAUUCGAGCUGUUCUUCUAAUUCAGGCCUGGGUAAGGCGGCGGGCCUUUCUGCGCAGCUUCGGUGGGUUGGGUUCUGGAGACAAUGUGGACGAGGAGAUCUUGGAGCUGGCGCCCGCUCGUCCGCUGAUGGCCGUGGCACUGAACUUUGUUCGCCGCCUGAAGAGCUACAGGUGGGUCAACAUAGAGAGGGAGGCCACUUUGGUGGCCGGGCUGGUUGACGGACAGGCAGCAAACAUCACUAUGCGAGACGUCUCUGCAGUCGUGAAUUAUUACCAGGACAAGGUGCCUUCGGACCACCUGUCGUUGAAUGUUCUGCAGGAGGCGCUCGCCCGGCAGGUCAUUGUUGCGAAGGAGGCUUUCGGCAGGAGCGGGCGUCCACGCUCACCACUCCGGCGGCCAUUGUGGAAGCGAUGGAGCAGGUCAUUGUCGAGUUUCAGGUUCCUCCGGAGCGGGAAGAUCGAGUCCUAG